Messenger RNA from Pieris macdunnoughi, 843 nucleotides. The record is from the annotation of a GenBank genome assembly. Lineage: Eukaryota; Metazoa; Arthropoda; Insecta; Lepidoptera; Pieridae.
AUGUACCUAAUUGUUGGUGCUCUCGAGUGUGCCUUUAUGAGGACCAGCCAGAAUAUUACGCCAGGUCGUUCCCUAUUCCGUGAUAUCGCUGCGGGCUGGCAACAAUGGCUGGCCACGAUUCUUUUGGUUGCUAUUCAGGUGUGUAUAACAUUAACUGUGUCGGCGCCGGGUUGUCCCCGCGGGUAUGUGGGACCCGGAGGUCUUCACCGCACUGCAUUAGGUGAUUUCUCGCUGGUCAACUGCACUGGUGGUAUCGCAGGAUAUAUUGACAGAUUAAUUCUUGGCUCUUCUCACUUAUACAAGGGUGGCAGCUUCCGCAAGAUCUACAUGCCCCUACAGCCCCAUGAUCCCGAAGGAUUGUUGGGAAUUCUUUCGGGCGUGCUAGUCGUGCAGGCGGGCGCGCACGCAUCGAGAAUUAUGCUUGUGUAUAACCACGCCAGGGCAAGAAUAAUGCGUUGGGUGUUCUGGUCGAUUGUAUUCAGCGUAGUUGGUGGCGCCCUCUGUGAAUUUUCCAAAAAUGGCGGACCGAUCCCAAUUAACAAAAACCUUUGGUCCGUGUCUUAUUGCUUGGUGACAGCUGGAAUCGCGUUCUUUAUACAGGCCGUGUUAUAUUUCUUGGUGGAUUUGAAGACGAAGUGGGGUGGUCGCCCCUUGUAUUAUGCAGGACAAAACGCCCUCUUCCUGUACAUCGGUAGUGAGCUUCUAAAACGUCAUUUCCCGCUAUACUGGCAUGUUCCAACCCCAACACACAGCCAAUUACUGGCAACACACGCGACCGCCAUGUUGAUUUGGCUGGCCGUCGGUGUUGCCCUACAUAGAAAGCGGAUCUUUAUAACGCUCUAA